AUGAGCUAUCUCAUGCAGAAAUCCUACACACACCAGCACGACCCCCAGCACGACCAGCACGACGUCCAUCAGGAUCAAGAUGUCAAACCACAGCUCUCCCACAACGGCAGAAUAAACAUAUCAUCACCAGUUUAUGACCCCAACUAUAACCCUCAUACCGCUUCUCCCUCUCCCUCCUACUCUUCCGAUCAUCAACCCACCACUCUGCCUAAAGUAGGACAGACUCGUUGUUACUGGGCGUUGCUCUCAAAUGACCUCCAAUUCAUCUACCUCGACCCUGUGCUCGCCCAUCAUCUCGAAGGCCAAGCGGACCUCCUUGUCGGAAAGUCUCUUCUGACUUUUGUCCACCCUGACGAGCAGGGGACAGCAAAGCUUGACCUCGGUAGCGUACUUGAAAGCAGGACACUACAUGGUUCUAUCACUCGUGUAAGAUUUUCGCGCCUCUCUAAAGUUCGUCGCAUGCUCGGCUAUGACGGCCCACCUGCUCCCUGGUCAGACGCAGAUAAGAUAGCUUUGGACAAGGAUUUUAUGGCUGUCGAUAUCGUCAUCAACUGGGCCGCCGACGGCCUCGUGCUUUGUUUUAUCCACGCCAUUGUCGACCUAAAUCCAAAUGAUAACGAUGAACAUCAUAAAACCCACUGGACCAAUUGGUGUGGUACGCCCUGCAUGGAUUUGGACCAGAUCAACCUCCUGAAUCGCCGGCUGUCCGUCUGCGUCCCCCGCGCUGACAUGUCCCGCGUGUUCCAGAUUCUCUCAAGCCAUCCGGAUCGAACCCUCUUGCUCAGCUGGCCCCCAGAUCAGGGUCAAGGUCUCGAUGAAGAACUCGGCAAACUCGUGGCGAGAGUCACCAUUGGUACUGGAGGCAACGAUGCCAAAACGAGCUGCACACGCAGGUAUAAAGCAUUGCAAGACACGCCUUGGGGACAGGUUGAAAGCAUAUUCAUACCGCAUGGCAGCAUCAUAUUUGCUUGUCACAAACUAAAUCCACCCUCUCGCAGCGACGCCAACCCCAGCACAAAUAUGCAGCAGCUUGGCUACUCUACUGGCUAUAAUGUCCAGCAAAAUCCACCUUUUUAUGGUCAGGGAUCGUCCUAUGCUCUUCCGCCAAGCCAAGCCGCAUCAUACACUAAUACCUAUAUUUCUCAAUCGGGUUCUGGGAUACAAGGAUCGUACUCACCGCAACGGUGGUCUCAAACCUUGCCUGCGGCUAUGAGCAACCUCCGUUCAGGUUCCUACCCGCCGCCACCACCUCAAGGAACCCAGGCAUGGCCCCAAGUUCCAGAGGCGCCAUCUUCGUCCUAUAUCGACACCGGAAGCUUACCCCAAACAUCUUUUAAUCGUUCAAAUUCGCCCGCGUACUCAUAUUCUCCGACCACUAGUAGUAGUGCAGGAACGUCUCCUACAUCCGACUUUGUUCCUCCCCCUCGGCGUCGUGUGAGCCCUGAUUCUCCGAAGGACCAAUAUUCACCCACCGGCCGAAAUGUAGGAAACCGGCCCAUGGGGGUUCUCAAAUGCUCAAGUUGCAAAGCGACAUCGAGCCCUGAGUGGCGCAAAGGGCCAAGCGGGAAGAAAGAACUUUGUAAUGCUUGCGGUCUUCGUUUUGCUCGAUCGCGCGCCAAAAAAGACGGGAAUAACCUGACACAGCGCCGACGAAAAGAUAAGGGUAUUGUCAAGCGGGAGUCUGCCACCCCCCCAACAUCCGCCUCUCCCUCCUACUCCAGUAUCCGCCGAAGCUUUGGCGAUACCUCAUUCUCGACAUCGUCUCCUGGAUCUGCAUCGGGGAGUGAUAUCUAUUCACACUCGAAUCGUCACGUCCUAGACAACAUGACACCCUCUCCCUCCCCUCCGGCCUCAACUAUGAAUUUUGUACAUUAUUCCCCAAGUGGCGAUAACCGACCACCUUACACCAGCCAUUCGAACGCAUUCUAUUCUGCUCCUUCCCCACUCUCCCACCCCCCAGUAUCCCAUGAACAAGAGCAGCAGCAUAACACGCAGCUUCCACCCUUGGGCCAGCUCUCGUCUUAUGGGGGUAGUCGACACUCACCUUUGGUUACAUCCUCAUCCCCAAUAUCACAUUCGGCCCUGACCUCCACCUUGCCGCCUGCAUCUUACGAACGCGAAAGGGACAGGGACAGAGAGCUUCCUCCGACGCCGCUAUCCGCCGAGCCACGACACUCUAGGAGGUCGAUUCUUACCCAACAGUAG
Laccaria bicolor S238N-H82 is the source of this 2205-nucleotide messenger RNA. RefSeq lists its product as uncharacterized. Gene Ontology annotation, biological process: regulation of DNA-templated transcription. Gene Ontology annotation, molecular function: sequence-specific DNA binding; zinc ion binding. The record is from RefSeq and is a predicted model, not a curated record. The coding region runs from base 1 to 2205 and encodes 734 amino acids. Lineage: Eukaryota; Fungi; Basidiomycota; Agaricomycetes; Agaricales; Hydnangiaceae. The transcript is spliced from 6 exons.